AUGCCCCCUCAGUCAGGAGUCAGUGCGGGAAAGUCAGAGAGUCAGCCAGGGGUCCCCAGGCUUUUCACCUGGGAGGAAGUGGGGCUCUGCACAGGCAAGGGAGAUUUCAAGGAAAAGAGAUGGCUGGUCAUCAACCGAAAAGUUUAUGAUGUUAGUCAGUUCUAUUUGCGGCAUCCAGGUGGGCCUCGUCUCAUCAAACAUUAUUCUGGACAAGAUGCUACGGAUGCCUUUACAGCUUUCCACAAGGAUGAGGAUCUGGUAAAAAAACACUUGAAUUCCCUGUUAAUUGGAGAACUAACACCGGAUCAACCUAGCUGUGAACCCACCAAAAACGAAAUUCUGGUACAUGAUUUUCAUGAAUUACGGACGACAGUGAAGAAGAUGGGACUCUUGAAGUCCAGUGUUCCUUUUUUUGCUUUCAUAUUUCUGCAUGCCUUCUUGCUGGACGUGGCAUCCUGGUUCACCAUCUGGUACUUUGGAAAAUCUUGGUUGCCUUUCCUUAUUGCAGUAGCAAUGUUCACUGUUGCACAGAUCCAAUAUGGUUUCUUUCAACAUGAUCUUGGACAUGUUUCCGUCUUCCAGAAGCCUAAAUGGAACAGAUUGGCUCAUAUUUUUGUGAUGGGAAUCCUUAAGGGUGGGCCAAGGAAUUGGUGGACUGACAUGCAUAACCAACAUCAUGCCAAACCCAACUGUUUCUUGAAGGAUCCUGAUCUCAAUAUGCACCCAUUUCUCUUCACCUUAGGGAAGUCUCUCUCUGUGGAGCUUGGAAAAAAGAAAAAGAAAUACAUGCCUUACCAGCACCAGCACAAAUAUUUUAGCUUAUUGGCCCCCUUAACAUUCGUCGCUUUUGUGCAGCUUAUCAUUUUUCGCUAUGUUAUUCGGAAGAAAAUAUGGAGUGAUCUUGCUCUUAUUUUAUUCUACAAUCUCCGUAUGUGCCUCAUGUUCAUUCCUUUAAUGGGAUUCAAGACCUUCAUGGCAUAUUAUUGGCUUUCCAGGUUCCUAGAAAGCACCUGGUUUCUCUGGGUCUCUCAAAUGAAUCACAUUCCAAUGAACAUCAAUUAUGACCAGAAUCUGGACUGGGUCUCUUCCCAACUCUCAGCAACGUGUAAUGUUGACCAUUCCUGGUUCAAUGACUGGUUCACUGGGCACCUGAACUUCCAGAUUGAGCAUCACCUUUUCCCUACCAUGCCUCGGCACAAUUACUACAAGGUGGCUCCUAUGGUGAAAUCUCUAUGUGCCAAGCAUGGUGUUCACUACGAGUGCAAGCCCAUCCUCACAGCUUUUGCAGAUAUAUUGCACCGCCUGAAGGAAUAUGGGCAGGACUGGCAGAAAGCUUAUCUCCAUGAAUUGGGAGUGGGAGAUGUUCAGGCAGCAAUAGAAAUGCAUUAACCUGGUAAGAAAGGAUGACUUUUAAUUAUGGAGAACUUCUGAUUUUGAUCAACUCUUGGGAUAAUGAAGAAGCAGGAACAAAACCAGAGUCACUUUUGAUAGGUGAUGGAUAGUAUAAAUAAAUAAAUAAAAUUAAAUUAAAAUUAAAAUGGUGGCUCAGUCAUUUCUUUCAUGCCAGCAUGCCUAAUUCUGCCUUACCCCAUUUGCUAAGAUGAAUAACAGAGCUGUUUCCUUUUGGGGAUAUUCAUCCCAUUAUUCUAACUCUUAAUCAUAGUGGAGGACAUGAAAUCUGCCAGGUGAGGCAUUGCUGAGACUCAGAACCCAUCCCAGAGAACAUGUGCCUACCAGGGGCAUCCACAACAGUUGGGGCUGGUGUGAAAACAGUAAAGAUAAUGCUUAUGAUCACAUGCUCUGAUAAUUGCACAGACUUCAGCAUAGGCACUGCUACCAUCAUGCUUUUUUAAAUCCCAUCUUCCCUUGCAUUCACCCCUGCUGAAAAGGGUUGUUGAGAGUUGUAAUUCAGCAUUAGGGGGAGUGGAGAAUAUGGUCUUCUCAGUUUUAUCACUAGUUAACUUCUCAUCUUUUUGUUAUGAGGAGAGGCAGUAUAGCAAAUUGUCUUUCUUAUUGACCAUGCAUUGAUCUUUCAGGGCUUUUCUCAUCAUUACCACAACUUUAUUCUUCUGCCACAUAAAUUUCUUCUCUUCCAACAAAAUUUGUGCUGUUCUAACAAAUGAACCAUUUUCUGCUGAGAAAUAAAGCCUGUAAAUAACUUGCAUGCAAUUGUUGGAUUUUACUGGUUUUCUUCCUUUGUUGUACCAAAUAUCCCUAUCUGGUCAUCAAACAUGGACAAAUCCUUUUCCUUAAGAUGGUCUGGAAUUGAGGAGGCGGAAACAUACAAAGAAAACAGUUUUGACUGGCCUCUAUGAGGAUGGGUUUUUUUUUAGAGCUGCCUGUUUUAUUCAGGGUUUGUUCCAUUCUCACUAGAGUAGUCCCCAUUCUUUCCUUUUCCAAGAAGUUUGAAACAUGAAUACUCAAUGCCUCCCUCUCCAUAUUGUCUCCUUACACUAACACAGUCCAUUUCUCCACACCUAAACCCAAUGAAUGAAAGAAAACCAGGGCACUCUUAAGAAAACCUAAUUAUUUCUGAGACUAUUACUUCCCAUUCUUCCUGUUCUGUAUCAAACCUUUGUGUAGGUUCAAUGGAUGGUCAAUGCUAAAAGAUUUUGUACUAGGCCUAGCAUCAAUCUGCAGCUGCUGUGGUGACUUAAACCUUCUGCUGGGAACACAAAGUGAGCCUUUUGCCCAUAAAGGUUCUGUUAUAAGAUGGUGAGAAUGUGCUCCUAAAAACUGGAUCAUUGUCUUGAAACUUGUCCUGGGAAAACUGUUUUCAUUCCCCAAAUCCUAAGAAACCAUUUCAUAUCAAAUGUGUUGCAGAAUAACUGAUGGGACAAACAUACAUUUGAAGUAACAUCUGGUUGACCGUUCAACUCUCGAGUUUUUUUUUUACAAGGGGCUUCAAUGGGUGAAAGGGCGAGGAACG
Molecule: messenger RNA, 2929 nt
Organism: Thamnophis elegans (Western terrestrial garter snake)
Lineage: Eukaryota; Metazoa; Chordata; Lepidosauria; Squamata; Natricidae
Product: acyl-CoA (8-3)-desaturase-like
Exons: 12
Coding region: 1-1389 (462 amino acids)
Biological process (GO): lipid metabolic process
Cellular component (GO): membrane
Molecular function (GO): oxidoreductase activity, acting on paired donors, with oxidation of a pair of donors resulting in the reduction of molecular oxygen to two molecules of water
Source: RefSeq, a predicted model, not a curated record